Molecule: messenger RNA, 1337 nt
Organism: Ricinus communis (castor bean)
Lineage: Eukaryota; Viridiplantae; Streptophyta; Magnoliopsida; Malpighiales; Euphorbiaceae
Product: protein DMR6-LIKE OXYGENASE 1
Exons: 4
Coding region: 165-1199 (344 amino acids)
Source: RefSeq, a predicted model, not a curated record
AAAAUGAUUGCCAGUGGUUUUCAGAAUAAACAGUGUCUCACCUUGGCAAGUAAAAGGAAAAAAGAAACCGUAUAAAAGCUUACCCCACUCAGAUUUUAGUUGUAGAUCAGACCUGUGAAAUAAUCGGAAAGGAAUAUCAACGUUGCUUCUUUUUCUUUUUGGCAAUGGCUAUUGCAAAACCACUCUUAUCUGAUCUUGUUUCUACAAUAACCUCUGUUCCCUCAAAUUUCAUCCGACCUUUAUCCGAUCGACCAAAUUUUAAUGAAGUUAUUCAGACCUCUGAUUGUUCCAUUCCUCUUAUUGAUCUUCAAGGUCUAGAUGGUCCUCUUCGCUCUACUCUAGUCAAGGAGAUAGGUCAAGCUUGCCAAGGCUAUGGUUUCUUUCAGGUUAAAAACCAUGGUAUUCCUGAAGAUGUGAUUGAUAAAAUGUUAAGUGUAUCGAGGGAAUUCUUUCAUUUGCCUGAGAGUGAAAGGAUGAAGAAUUAUUCCGAUGAUCCGAUGAUGAGAACAAGACUUUCUACUAGCUUCAAUGUCAGAACUGAAAAAACUUCUAACUGGAGAGAUUUCUUGAGACUCCAUUGCUACCCAUUAGACGACUACAUGCAGGAAUGGCCUACCAACCCCCCAUCUUUCAGAGAAGAUGUUGGUGAGUAUUGCAGGAAUGUAAGAGAUUUAGCAGUGAGGCUGCUUGAAGCAAUAUCAGAAAGCUUAGGUCUAGAAAGGGAUUACAUCAACAAGGCAUUGGACAAGCAUGCCCAGCACUUGGCCGUCAACUACUAUCCAUCAUGUCCACAGCCGGAGCUGACUUAUGGGUUACCGGUCCAUGCAGAUCCCAAUGUCAUUACCAUUCUACUUCAAGAUGAUGUGCCAGGCUUACAGGUUCUCAAAGAUGGCAAGUGGGUUGCUGUCAGCCCUGUUCCUCAUACUUUCAUCGUUAACAUUGGAGACCAAAUCCAGGUAAUAAGCAAUGAUCGUUACAAGAGUGUGCUCCACCGUGCAGUGGUGAAUAGCAACAAGGAGAGAAUAUCUAUCCCAACAUUCUACUGCCCAUCACCUGAUGCUGCCAUAGGACCAGCUCCACCGCUUGUCGACAAUCAUCAUCCACUUCUCUAUACAAAUUUCACUUAUAGCCAAUACUAUCACAAGUUCUGGAACCGUGGCCUUGCAACCCACACCUGUCUGGACAUGUUCAAGAAGUAAUUAAGACUUAACAGCCAAGAAUGGCGUACUACUGCUCUGGGCUUUUUAGGGUGCUUUGAGUUUCCGUGUUUCUUUGUUCUACUUACAUUGCAUCUCCUGGAAUAAUAUUCGGUCUUUAUUUCUUCUUUUUUUCCUGUU